Messenger RNA from Nanorana parkeri, 1582 nucleotides. RefSeq names its product ring finger protein 11 (gene RNF11). The transcript is spliced from 3 exons. NCBI's taxonomy places the organism in Eukaryota, Metazoa, Chordata, Amphibia, Anura, Dicroglossidae. The coding region runs from base 67 to 531 and encodes 154 amino acids. The record is from RefSeq and is a predicted model, not a curated record.
GAACCAAGGAAGCCGGGUGUCAGGAGAGGAGCCGCGGGGUCCCCCCCUCCCUCAGUGCGGAGCGACAUGGGGAACUGUCUGAAGUCUCCCACCUCGGAUGACAUCUCUCUGCUGCACGAAUCGCAGUCCGACCGGGCGAGCUAUGGGGAUGGCACCGAUGGCGACCAGGAGCCGCCGCCUCCCUACCAGGAGCAGGCCCCAAUACCUGUGUACCAUCCAACCCCAAGCCAGACCCGACUAGCUACUCAGCUCACAGAAGAGGAGCAGAUCAGAAUAGCGCAGAGAAUAGGACUCAUACAGCACCUUCCUAAAGGGGUGUAUGAUCCUGGACGUGAUGGGUCAGAGAAGAAGAUUAGAGAGUGUGUGAUCUGUAUGAUGGACUUUGUGUACGGAGACCCCAUCCGAUUCCUGCCCUGCAUGCACAUUUAUCACAUGGACUGUAUAGAUGACUGGCUAAUGCGAUCCUUCACUUGCCCUUCCUGCAUGGAACCAGUGGAUGCAGCACUGCUGUCAUCUUACGAGACUAACUGAGCCUCUGCCGGACCUCGCACAACAAGACAUUGGCAGCCCAGGGUUCCCCUCGUCUGAACCCAAAGAGCCACGAGCAUACGGAUUAGGAGAUUGCACACAAAAUACCGAACGGCGUAUCUUUCGGCAUCCUUCGAUAUAUACCGAAUACUUCACAUCAGAAGGAAUCCAUUUUUACUACAGACAUCCAACCAGGGUUUGAAGCGGCGGCUCCUGAUUUAAUGGAUGGACCUAUCCCUCUUGGAUCAUAUCGUGCUUCAAAACAAUGCUUUGUUUACUUCUGUGUUCCUGUCAUUGGAUACAAGGCCUGUUUAUGUAUGUUAAUUCUAUUGAUUCCGUCUCCUGCCUUGUCAUUAUUCUGCACCUUUCCACGUCUUCUUCGGUAGCCUGUUAUGUUGUACCAAGUGAAUUUUGUGAGGGUUUGUGUCUGUCGUCGUAUGGGUGUAAAGCCUUGCAUCGUUGCGGACAUUGUCUUGAAUACGAGGCCUGGCGUCGGACGGACCUACUUGACACUGGUGUUUUUGUUGCUCUCUAUGUGGACCUUUUUGGAUAAGACACUUGCUGAUAUAUGCACACAGUGAUGCCCGCCAAGGUGUUCAUCCUCCUGUGCUUUUACGUCUUGGAAAGAUAGCUUGCAGAUGAGACGAGAGCGAUCCCCUCUUUAUACAGACACAAGGGCCCUCUGGGUCAGGACACAUCGGUGCCAAAGGUGAUUUGUCAAAAAGGAUAAACUCUGGGGGAUGAUUCCUAUUUUAAAGGACUGGCACGCAGCUAGUUUUUAACCCUUUGGCUCCCAGAAUGGCCCGUGCUGGGCCUCUGGCUCCUCCUUGAGCGGAGGAAUUAUUUGCACCUUUUAUUAUUAUUAUAAUUAAUGAUAUUAUAUUAUUUCUUUCCAUUGGAAAUGGAAAUUCCACGGCCUUAGGUCUCUGUAACGUGAACUUGGUCAUCGCAGGACAGGCUCCUCACCCAAGCGACACUGUCUAAAGCGGUUUAGCACUUCAGCUGCUGAGGAGCUACAGAUCCCAGCAUGCCCUGCGGCUCCUCAAUAGCUGGA